AUGCUCAACAUACAAAAGAUUCUAGAUAAUAUCGGCUGUAAAGACAUCUAUGUUGGUAUCUACAACCCUCGGCUCCGCUGGAACCCACCAUUCUACGACGUCCCAUCCAGUCAUCCGGCCUACCAGGCUUGGAACGAACGCAAAGACUGGGUCCGUGGUGUGGUUCAGCUUCAUCUUGGCGGUGCACCAGUCAAAAUUAGCUAA
This is a messenger RNA of Penicillium longicatenatum, 204 nucleotides long. RefSeq lists its product as uncharacterized. Bases 1 to 204 code for a protein of 67 amino acids. The record is from RefSeq and is a predicted model, not a curated record. NCBI's taxonomy places the organism in Eukaryota, Fungi, Ascomycota, Eurotiomycetes, Eurotiales, Aspergillaceae. The transcript has a single exon.